GAUCCGUCACUGUGCAAUAAUCAGAAUUUUCCUAAAUAUAAACGUGUGUCGUGAGUCAAUGGCUGUAGUGUGAUUACUAGAGCGACAUGAUACAGUUGUUAGUAUUGCUAGUAAUGGCGGCGGCGUCGGACGCGCAUCGCCAACAUGGCGGAGCGCCAUCUACUGACGGGCCGCUAACAACGUCGCCGUCGGGCACUUUCCGAGGAUCAUGGAUGACCACGCGCAAGGGGCAGCGCAUAGAGGCCUACAGGGGCGUGAGGUACGCUGAACCGCCCGUGGGAGAGCUUAGGUUUAAGCCACCGCGACUGAUCACACAGUACAAAGAUGUAGUAGACGCGACGCAGGAGGGACCUGCAUGCCCUCAACCGGUACAGAAUGACUACCCUGUCGACGAGGACUGUUUGAGGCUGAACGUGUACACACACGGGCAUAAGGGCAAACUCCUGCCAGUGAUAAUGUACAUGCACGCGGGCGGGUUCUACUCGGUGUCGGGCCGCAGCGACGUGGCCGGCCCGGACUACCUCCUGGAUAGAGACGUGGUGCUCGUGACCAUCAACUACAGACUCGGCUCUCUUGGAUUCUUGAGUACGGGGGACAAACAAGCGCCAGGCAACAAUGGUUUCAAGGACCAGGUGAUGGCGAUGCGCUGGAUACAGAGGAACAUCGCCGCAUUCGGAGGCGAUCCCAACCUGGUCACCAUCACUGGGUACAGUGCUGGCUCCUUCAGCGUGUUCCUUCACAUGGUCUCACCCAUGUCUAAAGGUCUGUUCCACCGCGCGAUAUCCAUGAGCGGGUCCCCGGUGUCGCAGAUCGUGAUCCCUGAGCACCAGCGCCACCUCGCGGAGAGACAAGCGCGUCUGCUCGGAGUCUCCACCGACUCCUCCAAAGCUAUUGUCGACGGACUGAAAACUAAGACUGCUAAGGAACUUGGAGACUCGCUGCUUGGCAUGUUUGAGUUUCGCUACGAUCCUGUGCUGUUAUGGAUCCCAGUGGUGGAGAAGGAUUUUGGGCAGGAACGGUUCUUGACCAUGCAGCCGUUGGAUGCUAUCCGCCUGGGGAAGAUGCAUGCUGUUCCUUAUAUCAUUAGCCAAACUAGGGAUGAGUUCUUCAAGAAGGCUUUUUAUGUUCUCCGAAACGAAACGCUUCUCAAAACCAUGAACGAGGAAUGGUACCGCAUCGCUCCGAUCUCUUUCUAUCUGAGCCCCAACACAGCGAGGCACGCGGCUGACCGACUUAAGGAAGCUUAUCUAGGUGGGAAGGAACUGGUGAAUGACACCAAGACUGCAGACGGCCUUGGGAAGCUGUAUAGUGAUGCCAUCAUUGGAUUUGGGGUUCAUAGAUUGGUGAAUCUGAUGGCCCGCUAUUCUCCCAAGCCUGUGUAUUACUACAAGUUCAGCUACAUCGGCGAUCAAAGCCAUUAUGUAGAUCCCGACACCAAGAAACCAGUCGGAGCGGCGCACCACGACGACCUGAUCUACCUAUUCGGAGUGACCGCGUCGUUCUCUCUCAUCGCGCCCUCCGACAGCGAAGACUCCAAGCUGGUUGACAAGAUGACCGCCAUUUGGUACAAUUUCGCACGCUACGGAGACCCGAACCCCAAGGGCGACACUCCAGAGAUCUCAGCCCUCUCGUGGCCAGUUAUAAAGCCUGACUCCAGGAAAUAUCUUCGUAUUGAAAAAGACUUUUCGGUACACGCAAAUCUGUUCGAAGAUCGGUUCAAAGUUUGGGAAGAACUUUACCCGCUACCGAAUUAAUAUGAUUUGAAAUUAAGAAAGAAUAAUUGAUAUGAAAUUGAAUUACCUAUUUGUAAUCAAAAAACAUAUUUGUCUUUGCCAAAAUUGAUAUGAUUAUUUACAUUACGCAUAUACAGGCUGUUGGAAUUAUUGUGAAUUUGUUUCGCCUAAUUUCUGAUAGGACUGUACCAUUAUAAUUCUCUUUGGGCUUUUUGUUGACACUUAUACUGACAGGUAGCUGACAAUAUAAGGAGUAUCUUAAGCUCAGAACAAUGACAAGCAAUCUUAAGCUAUUUUUAAGUAUGAUUUUUUUUAAUAUUCAGCCUCAUAGAGUCUGUAAUCAAACUGAACAAAUAAAUUCAAAUAAAAUUAAGAAAUCGUAUAGGUAAGUAAUUAUUAUAAAAAAACUUUUUGUAUUGAAUAAAAUAAUAAAGUAAAA
Molecule: messenger RNA, 2172 nt
Organism: Manduca sexta (tobacco hornworm)
Lineage: Eukaryota; Metazoa; Arthropoda; Insecta; Lepidoptera; Sphingidae
Product: esterase FE4
Exons: 11
Coding region: 87-1754 (555 amino acids)
Source: RefSeq, a predicted model, not a curated record